GGCCAAGUGAUGUAACCCCCCUCUCCAGCCUGUGCACAGGCAGCCUGGGAACAGCUCCAUCCCCACCCCUCGGAUAUAAAUAGGGCUUCGUGACCCGGCCAGGGGAAGAAGCUGCCGUUGUUCUGGGUACUACAGCAGAAGGGUAUGCGGAAGCGAGCACCCCAGUCUGAGAUGGCUCCUGCCGGCAUGAGCCUGAGGGCCACCAUCCUCUGCCUCCUGGCCUGGGCUGGCCUGGCUGCAGGUGACCGGGUGUACAUACACCCCUUCCACCUCGUCAUCCACAACGAGAGUACCUGUGAGCAGCUGGCAAAGGCCAAUGCCGGGAAGCCCAAAGAUCCCACCUUCAUACCUGUUCCGAUUCAGGCCAAGACAUCCCCUGUGGAUGAAAAGGCCCUACAGGACCAGCUGGUGCUAGUCGCUGCAAAACUCGACACCGAAGACAAGUUGAGGGCCGCGAUGGUCGGGAUGCUAGCCAACUUCUUGGGCUUCCGUAUAUAUGGCAUGCACAGUGAGCUAUGGGGUGUGGUCCAUGGGGCCACUGUCCUCUCCCCAACGGCUGUCUUUGGCACCCUGGCCUCUCUCUACCUGGGAGCCUUGGACCACACAGCUGACAGGCUACAGGCAAUCCUGGGUGUUCCUUGGAAGGACAAGAACUGCACCUCCCGACUGGAUGCGCACAAGGUCCUCUCUGCCCUGCAGGCUGUACAGGGUCUGCUGGUGGCCCAGGGCAGGGCUGAUAGCCAGGCCCGGCUGCUGCUGUCCACGGUGGUGGGCGUGUUCACAGCCCCAGGCCUGCACUUGAAGCAGCCGUUUGUGCAGGGCCUGGCUCUCUAUACCCCUGUGGUCCUCCCACGCUCUCUGGACUUCACAGAACUGGAUGUCGCUGGUGAGAAGAUUGAUAGGUUCAUGAAAGCUGUGACAGGAUGGAAGACUGGCUGCUCCCUGACGGGAGCCAGUGUGGACAGCACCCUGGCUUUCAACACCUACGUCCACUUUCAAGGGAAGAUGAAGGGCUUCUCCCUGCUGGCCGAGCCCCAGGAGUUCUGGGUGGACAACAGCACCUCAGUGUCUGUUCCCAUGCUCUCUGGCAUGGGCACCUUCCAGCACUGGAGUGAUGCCCAGGACAACUUCUCGGUGACUCAAGUGCCCUUCACUGAGAGCGCCUGCCUGCUGCUGAUCCAGCCUCACUACGCCUCUGACCUGGACAAGGUGGAGGGUCUCACUUUCCAGCAAAACUCCCUCAACUGGAUGAAGAAACUGUCUCCCCGGGCCAUCCACCUGACCAUGCCCCGACUGGUGCUGCAAGGAUCUUAUGACCUGCAGGACCUGCUCGCCCAGGCUGAGCUGCCUGCCAUUCUGCACACCGAGCUGAACCUGCAAAAAUUGAGCAAUGACCGCCUCAGGGUGGGGGAGGUGCUGAACAGCAUUUUUUUUGAACUUGAAGCGGAUGAGAGAGAGCCCACCGAGUCUACCCAAGAGCUUAACAGGCCUGAGGUCUUGGAGGUGACCCUGAACCGCCCAUUCCUGUUUGCUGUGUAUGAUCAAAGCGCCACUGCCCUGCACUUCCUGGGCCGCGUGGCCAACCCGCUGAGCACAGCGUGAGGCCAGGGCCCCAGAACACAGUGCCUGGCAAGGCCUCUGCCCCUGGCCUUCGAGGCAAAGGCCAGCAGCAGAUAGCAACCCUGGACAAAUCAGCGAUGUGUCACCCCCAGUCUCCCACCUUUUCUUCUAAUGAGUCGACUUUGAGCUGGAAAGCAGCCGUUUCUCCUUGGUCUAAGUGGUGCUGCAUGGAGUGAGCAGUAGAAGCCUGCAGCGGCACAAAUGCACCUCCCAGUUUGCUGGGUUUAUUUUAGAGAAUGGGGGUGGGGAGGCAAGAACCAGUGUUUAGCGUGGACUACUGUUCCCAAAAGAAUUCCAACCGACCAGCUUGUUUGUGAAACAAAAAAGUGUUCCCUUUUCAAGUUGAGAACAAAAAUUGGGUUUUAAAAUUAAAGUAUACAUUUUUGCAUUGCC
This is a messenger RNA of Pongo pygmaeus (Bornean orangutan), 2013 nucleotides long. It is a transcript of the gene AGT, whose product is annotated as angiotensinogen. The coding region runs from base 145 to 1602 and encodes 485 amino acids. Gene Ontology annotation, molecular function: serine-type endopeptidase inhibitor activity. Gene Ontology annotation, biological process: regulation of apoptotic process; regulation of systemic arterial blood pressure by renin-angiotensin. The transcript is spliced from 5 exons. Lineage: Eukaryota; Metazoa; Chordata; Mammalia; Primates; Hominidae. The record is from RefSeq and is a predicted model, not a curated record.